UGAUAACUGUUUUCACUGCAACUCUCUUGAUUCUCCAUCCCAUUGGCGUACUUGUAUUAACCCCUCUUUACUUCACCAAUUAAUUCUAUCCACUACUACAAAUUAUCUUCACUCAGUUGAACUUGAUAUAUCUAAUAAUGAACUAGAUAAUUUAAUUCAAAAGAUUUACAAACAUGAAGCAUUCUAUAAUAUAGCACCUCAAUCCUAUUCAUUUCAUAUAGAGCCUACUCUUAAAGGUUUGAUUCCCCGAUCUCUAAUUCAAACUAUUCAAGACUAUAAUAUUCCUUAUAAGACAGCAUCAAAUAUUAUAAUCAAUCUACUUCUUAAAAUUAAUGAACAAUUAUAUGAACAAGUAUGGAAACCUUACUGCACAAACUUUGCCAAUUGGAAGAAACAACAACAACUAACCUUUCCAUAUUACAACAACUCUAACUCUACUCAACAAUCUAAUGAUCCAACUUCUGAUACUUUAAGCCUAAACCAACAAUCUAAAAACAUUAACCGUACACAACAACUAUAUACAUACUCUUGUCUAUGUGAAUUACCGGAUCAAUUACACUCACAUACUGGAGUCUGUCCACCG
Messenger RNA from Ambispora leptoticha, 583 nucleotides. The record is from the annotation of a GenBank genome assembly. Lineage: Eukaryota; Fungi; Glomeromycota; Glomeromycetes; Archaeosporales; Ambisporaceae.